Messenger RNA from Theobroma umbraticum, 1294 nucleotides. RefSeq names its product Polyketide cyclase/dehydrase and lipid transport superfamily protein. Lineage: Eukaryota; Viridiplantae; Streptophyta; Magnoliopsida; Malvales; Malvaceae. The record is from RefSeq and is a predicted model, not a curated record.
UUCCACAUUCUCCCCAUUACUCUCCAUUUCUUACUUCCAUCUCUCUCACAAUCACAAAUGGCCGAAGAAACACAACCAAAAUGGGAAGGAAUGGCCACGGCGGAGCUCAAAGGCACAACAGCAGAGCAGAUAUGGCCUUUCCUGGAGGAAUUCUGCAACUUAGACAAGUUCUUUCCCGACAUGGAUACAUGUUACCGAGUAGAGGGAACUCCAGGGCAGCCUGGGCUGGUCCGUUAUUGUGCAGGCAAGCUUGGAUGGGCCAAAGAGAGGCUUUUAACCAUUGAUCCGACCAACCGCUGCCUAAGCUACGAGGUCCUUGAAGAUAGUUUUGGGUUCAAGAACUACGUAGCCACUGUUAAAGUCUUGCCGAUGGAGGGUGAUGGUGAACCUGUAGGGUGCAAGAUCGAGUGGUCGUUUAUAGCUGAUCCGAUUGAAGGGUGGAGAUUGGAAGAUUUAGGUUCUUAUCUUGAUAAUUGUCUGCAAUUCAUGGCAAACAAAUUGGAGGAUGCUAUCAAGGCUCAAAUCUUGAAGUCAAGCUCGGAAUGAUAUUUUCCAUUUUAUGUGUGGCAAAAUUGAUGGAUUUAAUGCUCUUCGACUAACCCAAAGUCAAUGCGAUUCUGACAACUGACCAGAAACUUUUGUAUUGGAGAUGCUGAGUCAAAUGUUUGUGUAUAUGGUUUAUAUUAAAAUAUGUUACAGCAUCUAUGAUUGUCAGCAAAUAAGAUGGGAUAGCUAACUGGAAUUGUCAGGGUUCGAGGUCCCUCCUGGUUCGCACUCUUUCAUUGUCAUCUAAGCAACUCAUUCCUCGGUUCGACUUCUUACAUUGCACUAAUAUGUUUGGUGGUGUUAUAAUAAGUUUAAGCUUAAAUCUUUCAUGUCUUCUGAUCUUCGUUAUAUAUGGAAAAGAACAAAAAGAAAAGAAAGUUGUUUGUUUUAAGCGUGAAAGUCUUUUGGGUACUCUAAAAAUUUCUAUUUUGAUCUACAAGCUAACAACUUUUUUUACGGACAAAGCAGAUUCUUGUCAUAUGCUAGUAAUUACAAAAGCAGUGAGAGUGAUAUAGAAGAAAUCCGUCUUACCUCAAAGGUGUAUUAAGAUAUUAUCCCAUUGAUCUUCCAUCUUUCUCAAGAGUCAAGACAAUAUUGUGAGAGAAACUAGAGAUAUUUGGUCAUAUGUACAAAUACAAUGCAAUUUGGAUGCAUCACUUUCUGACAAUUAUGAACAAAAAAAAAGAAGAUAAUAGAGCUGGCUCACAUGAAAUGUAUAAUUGAUUCUGUCAGCUGUAGAACGUAAGAG